AUGGCGUCCUUCGACGCCACGAGUUCCGCCGUGCCGGACUCGCUGCUGCUCGCGCGCCAGGCCGACCGCCUCGCGCGGCAGGCCACGAACACGGUCAUGCAGGACACCAUCAGUCGGCCGGCGCUCGGCGACAGCAGCAACACGCUGAGCGUCGAGGCGCUGGUCAAGCAGGGCGGCCGGGCCAAGGCGCCGCGCCGGAUCUGCCACGGCUGCGUCGCGCUGCGCAACGAGGGCGAGGCCCUCAAGCGGGAGGUGCUGCGGCUGCGGGGCGGCAUGAAGGCGAUGCAGGCGCGGCUCGAGGCGCUCGAGACCGCAGCGGUGCGCGCCGCGACGGCCCGCGCGGCGCGGCGCGAACGGGCGCGGAGCGCGAAGCCCCCGGCGGGCCCGCCGCCGGCCGUCGUGGCCGCGAGCUCGCCGCCCAAGCCGCCCGCCGCGGCGCCCCGGCCGCCGGCGCCCGGGCCGCCGGCGCGGGACACGCCGCCGGCGCGCGCGCCGCCGCGCGCCGCGACGCCGCCGGCCACGCCGCCCCCGCCGCCGGACUCGCCGCCGCCGCCCGCGUGGCCUGCCGAAGCCGACGCGUGGCCGCCCGAACCGGCCGUGCGCGUCAUCAGCGCGCCCGGGCCGGAGACGCCGACCGAUCCGCCGCCGUGCUACUCGCCGCCGCGCCGCGGCCGCACCUACUCGCCACAACGGGCGCCGGCGCGCUGCUUGGGCGUGCUCGACGCGCUGCACGCCAUCCUCGGCUGCGACCGCGCGGCCCUCGCCGACGAGGCCACGCAGGUCCCCUGCAAGCCGCUGGCCAUAGCGCGGAGGCCGGCGCCGCCGCCGCCGCCGCCGCCGACCCGCGCGCACCGGCACCGCUUCUGCCUCACGCCGGAGCCCCCGGCCGGCCCGCCGCCGCCGCCGGACGCGUUCGCCCGUGUCGUCUACGAGGAGCCCGCGGAAUUGCCCGACCGCGACGUCGUCGCAGUGUAA
This is a messenger RNA of Pelagomonas calceolata, 975 nucleotides long. The record is from the annotation of a GenBank genome assembly. NCBI's taxonomy places the organism in Eukaryota, Pelagophyceae, Pelagomonadales, Pelagomonadaceae.